UUCCACUAUAUAAUGAAGUAGCCCUUCAAAACAAAAGGGCAUCCCCAAAACUACUAAUUAGUCUAUCUUAGCUACACUUAAUUCUUCUCUAGCUAGUUCAAUUCAUUCAUUUAUUUUUCUUACAUUUUUUUCCUCUCAUUAUCAAUAUGUUAGGCAUUCGCAAACUAUACCAAUUGCUUGUAAGCAACGUUGUUCCUUCUCUAGGAGUAGUUCCUCACUCAAACGCCCCGAACUCGAAUUCCAAUUAUGCCCUUCCAAUUCCAUGUAAGAUGGACGUAGUUCAAGCCCACGAGUCGAGGGCAAAAGCGUUAAUAACUGUGUUUGGCAUGGACAAAGAUGGAAGAAUAGCCAAAGAAAAAGCAUGCAAUGUGGUGAAACAACUAGGGUUAGUGAAGGAAGAAGAAGAAGAAUCGAGCUUCGAUAUACUUGAAGAACAACUCGAGGCGAAAGAAGUCCUGAUCGAGCUCGAGGAGGAAGAGAAGAGAGAAAAAGAACAACUUCUUAGACAAGCAUUCAUGGUUUUUGAUGAAGAUGGGGAUGGUUUUAUUGAUGCAAAGGAAAUAAAGAGAGUUUUGAUGUGUUUAGGAUUAGAUAAUGGUUGGGAUAUGAGUGAAAUCGAGAAGAUGAUUAAGGUGGUUGAUCUUAAUCUUGAUGGUAAAGUUGAUUUCCAUGAGUUUGAGUUGAUGAUGGGAUAAUCAUGUUUCAUAUACAAAAAUGUUUCAAUGAAACAUAUCAUCUUCGCUCUCUUCUAUAAGAUAUAUACCAUAAGUUUAAUUAUCCAGUUUA
Messenger RNA from Beta vulgaris subsp. vulgaris (sugar beet), 786 nucleotides. RefSeq names its product calmodulin-like protein 2. The record is from RefSeq and is a predicted model, not a curated record. Gene Ontology annotation, molecular function: calcium ion binding. NCBI's taxonomy places the organism in Eukaryota, Viridiplantae, Streptophyta, Magnoliopsida, Caryophyllales, Amaranthaceae. The coding region runs from base 147 to 695 and encodes 182 amino acids. The transcript has a single exon.